Messenger RNA from Verticillium nonalfalfae, 1995 nucleotides. RefSeq lists its product as uncharacterized. The record is from RefSeq and is a predicted model, not a curated record. The transcript has a single exon. Lineage: Eukaryota; Fungi; Ascomycota; Sordariomycetes; Glomerellales; Plectosphaerellaceae. Bases 1 to 1995 code for a protein of 664 amino acids.
AUGAGUGCCGAUCUGUUUGCCGAGUUUAACACCUUCUCAUCGAAGCCCCAAAGCCAACAAUCUCAGCAGACAGGUCAACCGCAUCCUGUUACCCAGCAACAACAAAAGGCGGAUCCGUUCGACUUCUUCGCGUCAGGCAACGCGCCUGCUCAAGUGAACCAGCAUGCCCAGGCAUGGCCUCAGAGCCAGGACCAGAGCCAGCGCCAGAGCCAAACUGACAGCUUUGGUGGUUGGGGUGACUUUUCCUCACUCUCAGCUUCACAAGUCAGUCAGCAGCAACCGCAACCACCAGUUCCAGCGACCGCAGCAGGAGGCGACGAUGACGAUGGAUGGGGCGAUUUCGAGGUCGCUGAAGGGCCUUCGGAGCCUUCAAUCACCUCGGCUCUGGAGCCACCCAUCGCCGCACCAGUACUGCCAGCCAACAUCUCAGCACCGCCAACACGAACACGGGUCCACCGCGCUUCAACCUUGGAUCUCAUGACCAACAGUUUGGUACCUGUGGAAGGGCAGAGUGACCCACGCCAGCCUUCUCUUUCUCUUCUCAAGAGUGCCGUUGUUCAGGCUUCCAAACCCAAGCAGCCGAAGCCCAAAGACCCAAACGUUUUAUUCGAUGCAGAAGACUCCGAUGUGGAAGUGGAUGAUGAUGACGACUUCGGAGAGUUUGAAGUGGGCGAGACUAUGUCUGCGCAGUCAUCACAACAGCCAAGCAAGCCAUGGCAGCAUCAACCAAAGUCACCGCCAUGGCACAAUCAGCCAAAGUCGCCCCCUUGGCACAAUCACCCGAAAUCGCCGCCCUGGCACAACGCGCCCCAGCCGCGAGAGCAACAGUCACAGGUAGCGUCAUUAGCAUCACUGGAUCUUUUGUCACUGGAGGACCCCCCUGUUACUCAACCGAAGAGACAUGUCUCUCACUUGUCGUCGCUCAGCGUCGCUUCAUCUACUUCUACUUAUCCGCAGGCACCCAAGUCACCUUCUUUCUCCGAACGAAACCCUUUCCCUGGCUUGGCUCUGAAGACUCCCACGUCGCCCAACUUUCCGAAGGAACCAGCCAACAACCCUGAAAGCCCAACCCCUGUGACGGCAUGGCCAGCCUUCGGCCAAACGUCUCCAAAGAAGGAGGGUCAAAGCCAGAGCAAUGAAGCCGCCAACCCCAACGACCAUUGGUCACCGUUUGAAGACUUCUCCCCAAUGCCCGGCCAACAGAAGAAUGCCAUCGAUUCCAAAGAACUUCCUGAGAGUUGGGAUUGGGAUGCUGUCGAUGGAGUCGAUACGUCGUCUUCCAAGCCUGCUGUCAAAACUACGGCCAACACAGCGCGCAAGGUUCAGAACGCGAACACCAGUGGUAGUGAUGCUACUCCUCCCACGAACAUACCACCACCUUCAGUGCUGCUCUCCAUAUUCCCUGAGCUUCUUGCCCUCGCCAACACGAGCCUGUUCAAGCCAGCAGCCUCUCAGCCAACGUCUAUCAAGGACCGCAUCGCCUCCGACCCAGGCACAAUUAUCUUUCUCCAGGGGUACCUUGCCCUUGCCGCGGUUGCUGCACGCAUUAUCGCAGGCCGCAAACUGCGCUGGCAUCGUGACAAGUUUCUUGCCCAAGGUAUGGCCAUUUCCAGCGCCGGCGGAAAGGGCAUGAAGCUCGCCGGCGUAGAUCGCGCGCAGACGGCUCGCGAAGAACGCGAGGCCGCUGACGUUGUUGAUGUGUGGAAAGAGCAUGUCGGCCGGCUACGGUCAGCAGUUGCGGCAGCCAAGUUAGCACCUGGCGGACAGCAAUUGAGAGUACCAGACUUGGCGGAGAACAUGGCUGUGACCACGGCCAAAGUCGUUCCGACGGCUCCUAAGGCUUGUCUAGUGUGUGGCUUGAAGCGUGACGAGAGGGUAGGCAAGGUGGACUUCGAUGUCGAAGAUAGCUUUGGUGAGUGGUGGGUUGACCACUGGGGACACCGGGCAUGCAAGAACUUUUGGACUGAGCAUGAGAAACAACUUCGCCAACGAUGA